AAAAUUAAAAAAAAUGAAUAAAAGAAAGAAAACAGUUGUGUCUUUUGGUGACUGACUGAGUUUUUCGACUCCUCCUCCCACAGUUGUCUUCUUAGAGAGGAGCGUAACUGGCGUGUAUAUCAUUAAUUUCAGAUAUUCUUAAAUUGAAUUCUAUGAUUUGAAUUUGAAAGAAAUCGAAUCUCAUUAGAUUUUAUUCUUCGUUUUCAAAUAGUCUUUUGAGAGAUUUGUGAUUUUGAUUUUGGUUUAGGGGUUUUUUAUUUUGAUUUUAGACGGAUGAGAGAUGCAGAAAGCAUCUCGGAAAGCUCUUCUUAAUCAGAGAAGAGCUUCUUCUUCUUCGUCUAAUGGGAAAACAACAACGGCUACAAGGCAUUUGUAUAAAGUCUCUCUGUCUCUACUUCUUAUCUGGUGGCUCUUUUUCCCUGUCUUGAUUGGUCACAGCGGUGAUACCAACAACAACGAUAACUACACAGAUAAAUCUGGUGCUGAGGUUGAGGAGCACACUUUGGAUGAAGCUACUGAGCAGGUUGUAAGUGAAAGAUCUGAUUCUGGAACUACUGACAUUCUAUAUGUUUCGGCUGUUAGCACUAAGGACUCUGAUCUAGAUACAUGUACUGACACAACAAGCUCAGAUACCCAAUUGCUUACUAGUGGUGAAUUACUCGCAAUUGGGAAAAAUGAAAAUGAUCAAGAAUCUGUCAAGGAGAAGGAGAAAUUAGAGGUGGUAGAUUUGGGCGAGAAGGUGGUGGAAAAGGAGUUUACUAGUGGUGGUUCAGUGACCAUUGAAAAAAAUGAAAAUGCUCAAGAAUCUGGCAAGGACAAAGAGAAAUUAGAGGUGGUAGAUUUGGGGCAGAAGGUGGUGGAAAAGGAGUUGAACUUGAAGCUAAACAACAACAACAACGAUAGACUAUCACGUGCAGCGCCACUCGGUCUUGAUGAAUUCAAGAGUAAGCAGCUUAGCAUUCCAAAGGGGAAACCUGUAAAUGGCUUGUCUAGAUGUGGUGUUGUUCAUAGAAAGGAAGCUGGUGGAACGGAGUACAAUUAUGCAUCUGCAUCCAAGGGAGCUAAAGUUUUGGAUUUUAACAAAGAAGCUAAAGGUGCCUCUCAUAUCCUGGGCAAAGACAAGGAUAAGUACCUGCGCAAUCCUUGUUCUGCUGAAGUCAAAUUUGUUGUUAUAGAACUUUCAGAAGAAACAUUGGUGGACACAAUUGAAGUAGCAAACUUUGAGCACCACGCGUCUAAUUUGAGGGAUUUUGAGGUACUAGGCAGUUCUGUAUAUCCUACAGAUAAAUGGGUAAGUCUUGGAAAUAUCACUGCGAGAAAUGCCAAACAUGUGCAGAGAUUUGACCUUGAGGAGCCAAAAUGGGUGAGGUAUGUCAAGUUCAAUCUGCUGAACCAUUACGGUUAUGAAUUUUAUUGUACGCUGAGUGCUGUGGGAGUUUAUGGAAUGGAUGCUGUCGAACAGAUGGUUGAAGAUUUAAUCUCAGUUAAUGAUAACCACCUUGGAUCCGAAGAAGUUAUUGUGGGGCCAGCACCUACACCCCCACAGCCUGAAGAACCUGCUCAGGGAGAUGGUUGGGAUUUUGAUAAUGAAUCUGUAGCAGAAAGUGCUAACUCGAGACCUGAUGUUCCAAAAAGCAAUGUGCGAAAUCCAGUUCCUGAUGACAAGCCUCAGCAAGUUGGGAGAAUGACUGGGGACACUGCUCUUAAGAUACUUUUGCAAAAAGUUCGAUCAAUGGACUUGAGUUUGUCUGUUCUCGAACGAUACUUGGAGGAACUAAAUUCUAGAUAUGGCAACAUCUUCAAGGAACUUGAUGAUGAAAUUGCUGCGAAAGAUGUGCUCCUCGACAAGUACAGAGAAGAUAUAAAGAACCUUGCUGACAGCAAGGAGGUCAUGGCUAAAAAUGUUGCUGAUCUCAUUGGUUGGAAAUCGCUUGUUUCCUCGCAAAUAAGUAAUCUAGUUGAUGAUAACGUGAUUCUCAGAUCCGAGGUCGAGAGGGUUCUGAAAAAUCAGUCUUCCAUGGAAAACAAGGGUGUUGUUAUUUUGCUUGUUAGUUUCAUUUUUGGUUGCAUAGCUCUUUCAAAAAUAAUAAUAGAACUAGUUUUUAAUUUACUAAGAAUACAGAAAUCCGGGAAAUUCACAGUGACAAGCUCCUCCUUGUGGCUUGUCUUGUUGUUGAGUUGUAGCAUUGUAGUAAUCAUCCUCUUGUAAUUUUGUUCCAUGAUAAUUUUCCCUAUAUUUACGUAGUAUAAUAUAUGAAAGAAAAAGAAAAAGUUACUGUUUUUUUCAGUCACUAAUGUACUUUUUCUUUUAUGUAAACUAUGAAAAAAAAAGAUCCCCCAAAUUUCUUCAAAUUAGACUUGGGAAUAAUUCGAUGUGAAUUGAGACGUAUAUUCCAACACGUGUCACUAACCCACGUUCCCUUUGCUUGAACAAUGCUUUAUCUUGAUUCUUCCUCUGUUUAGCAAAUGGAAAAAAGAGACAUGACUGAUAAUAAAAUUCUGAUCGAGGUUAAGAAAAUCAGCGACGGUGAUGAUGGAAGUGUCAGCAGUAAAGCAGUAGUUAUAUCUGGGGGCGAUCAUGAAGAUCACCACCUACUCGUCUUACCAAAAUCGCUUCCUCAGAUGGGAAAGGAAAAUGACAAAGGAAUAGAAGAGAUGGUUAAACAACUUAAGAAAGUACAGAAACAAAAUACAAUAACUCAUUGUCUUCUUUCUGUUAUGAUAUUGCUUACCGUAGCUUGGCAAGUAUCCGAAGUUUCACUCAUAUUAAGGGUGAAAAACAAAUUAAAAAACCCAUUUAAAUCACUUUGGAAUUCGAGCUAUUGCUGGUGGUGGUCCUCGCCGGGGUGCUAAGGAAAGAAUUGGUGAAGAGAAAUGUAGUAGCAGUGAAAGAGAUGAUUCUAAAUCAGUAGUUUCAGAUUUGUGUUCGCAGAUUGAACCACCUCCUCUUCCGGAGCUCAGAAUUCCAGAUGUCGCGAAUAUGGACUUGCCUGGCUUGGGGUCAAAUGGUGGCAAUGAUGUUGAAGGAUGAUAUCUUUAAACUUUAAACCCAUGGGUGUUAUUUUUGCUGUCAUUAAUAGGACUGUGUAAUGAAAUUAAAUUUUAAAGUCUUUUCUUCUUUAGUCUGAUAUGUGUUUGUAAUCCUAUUUCAGCCGUGAUUGGAAUUGUUAUUCAGCUAUUGCUUUUGAUUACAAAAACAUAGCAAAUCAGUA
Papaver somniferum (opium poppy) is the source of this 3212-nucleotide messenger RNA. Its product is annotated as SUN domain-containing protein 4-like. Bases 281 to 2209 code for a protein of 642 amino acids. Lineage: Eukaryota; Viridiplantae; Streptophyta; Magnoliopsida; Ranunculales; Papaveraceae. The transcript is spliced from 5 exons. Gene Ontology annotation, biological process: protein folding in endoplasmic reticulum. Gene Ontology annotation, cellular component: membrane; cytoplasm. The record is from RefSeq and is a predicted model, not a curated record.